Messenger RNA from Lathyrus sativus (Indian pea), 375 nucleotides. The record is from the annotation of a GenBank genome assembly. NCBI's taxonomy places the organism in Eukaryota, Viridiplantae, Streptophyta, Magnoliopsida, Fabales, Fabaceae.
AUGGAGAUUUGUGCUGAAACUACGCAUUCCAAUGGGAAACAAACUUUGAAGCAUUCUAAAUCUGCAAUUGAAGUAAAAAGAUCAAGCGAAAACACCUAUAGAUAUUUUCAUUCCAAUAAUGUGAGGCAAAAUUUAAAGCAAACUUCAACUUUUGUCAAUCAUGCUGCAAAUGCAUGGCAUGAGAAUAGAAAAAAAUGGGUCGGCGAUAAGUCUCAGAAUUCACCAAGAGCACCUAAGGAUCCAAUUAUUAGCUGGUCGACAUCAUAUGAAGAUCUGCUUUCUACUAGCGAACCAUUUGCGGAGCGCAUACCAUUGCCUGAGAUGGUAGACUUCUUAGUUGAUAUUUGGCUUGAUGAAGAAGGCUCCUUCGACUAA